CUUCAGUGACCCUGCAGCUGGCUGGAGCCCUGCCCAGUCCCACAGCUCUGGGCAGAGGAAAGCAGGCGGACCGCAAAGAAGGGCCAGGACCCUGCGGACUGGGAUGGCGCACAGCCCCAGGGAGGGCCCGGUCUCUCAUCCUGGAGGCAGCUCUGAAGGACCUGUCGCCUGCCUUGGCAUCACUGUCUUUCCUGCCUGGUCACCUGCUCCCCAAUGCUGCAGGGACCCCAACUUCAACGGGGCCCUGAGCCUGGACAUGAAGCAGCGCCCUCGGGUGACCCACCCGCCAGCCCUAGGGAAGUCGGGGCCUGGAGCCAGGCGAUGGAGAAGCAGGCCGGGGUCCCGGGGAUCCCCGCCCCCCACUCAGCCAAGAGGAAGUGGAAGCACCAUAAACCUCUGGGCUCCAGAAGCACAGGGGCAGGAGGACCCGGGCUGAGCGAGCUCUGCGGGGUGGGGGAGGCCUUUCCCCGCCCGGCAGGGACCUGCUGUCCUUCCAGCCCAGGACCCCACAAGCGCAGUGGGCUGGUCCUCCCGGCAGCUUAUCUGCCUGGCGGCCCUUUGCCCCAGAGCAAGCGGAGCGCAGUGGAGCAGAGGCGGCCGGGAAGGAAGCAGGCAGGCACUCCGCCCCUCUCGGCCUCUCCGGGGGUGGAGGUCACAGCAGGCCACCCGGGGGGCCAGGGGACGCUCUCGGAGAGGCCCUCCUCCGUCUCCAUAGCUACCCAGGGCGUCUCGCACCUCCCCACGACCCCACCCCGAGUUGGGGAAAGGUGCUUCCUGGGUCCCGGGGCGGCGCGGGGGAGGGACAUGAGCCCACCGCCCCUGAAGCCUCCGCCCUGCGCCCCCACCACGAAGCUCGGGGAGGGGGCCGCGGCAGGCAGGAGACGGGGCGACGAGAGGGGAACCGCAGGGGCAGGCAAAGUGGUGGGAACUAGCGAGGAGUGAGAGGCGCCGGCGGGGCCCGGGAGGGGGCGGAGAGCAGCCCCACAGCCUUUCUGGGCGCGCCGUCCGCCUCCCCGCCCCGCGGCCGCCCCCU
Dama dama (fallow deer) is the source of this 1033-nucleotide messenger RNA. RefSeq names its product collagen alpha-1(I) chain-like. The record is from RefSeq and is a predicted model, not a curated record. The transcript has 2 exons. The coding region runs from base 214 to 942 and encodes 242 amino acids. Lineage: Eukaryota; Metazoa; Chordata; Mammalia; Artiodactyla; Cervidae.